AGGGUUUUUGCUACCCAGCAUCUCUCGCCGUUCAUUUCAUCUUCCUUUGCAACCCUCAAUUAUGGCGGAGCAGACGGAGAAGGCAUUUUUGAAGCAGCCAGGUGUUUUUCUAAGCUCUAAGAAGACUGGUAAGGGAAAGAGGCCAGGAAAGGGAGGCAAUCGAUACUUUAAGAGUAUCGGCUUAGGAUUCAAAACUCCUCGUGAGGCUACCGAAGGUACAUAUAUUGACAAGAAAUGCCCAUUCACUGGCAAUGUUUCUAUCCGAGGACGUAUCCUUGCUGGUACGUGCCACAGUGCUAAGAUGAAUAGAACCAUCAUUGUUCGACGCAAUUACCUACAUUAUGUCAAGAAGUAUCAGAGAUACGAGAAGAGACACUCCAAUAUUCCAGCUCACAUAUCACCAUGCUUCCGUGUGAAAGAGGGAGAUCAUGUUACUAUUGGACAGUGCAGGCCUUUAUCCAAAACUGUGAGGUUCAAUGUAUUGAAGGUGAUUCCAGCUGGUUCUGGUGGUGGUGGGAAAAAAGCUUUUACCGGAAUGUGAACUUGAGUGUUUCUUUUUUAAUGUUUACAUCUAGGAAUGAUGUCAAGGCAUUUCUGCUUUUGCUGAAUUCUCGUCUUCAUUGAUAUUCCUUUGAGAUUCAAAUUUUGAAACUUAAUGCUAGUAGUAACAAGCUUUUCCUUCCUAUUGA
Messenger RNA from Solanum verrucosum, 689 nucleotides. RefSeq names its product 40S ribosomal protein S11. Lineage: Eukaryota; Viridiplantae; Streptophyta; Magnoliopsida; Solanales; Solanaceae. Gene Ontology annotation, molecular function: structural constituent of ribosome. The coding region runs from base 62 to 541 and encodes 159 amino acids. Gene Ontology annotation, cellular component: ribosome; cytosolic small ribosomal subunit. The transcript has 5 exons. The record is from RefSeq and is a predicted model, not a curated record. Gene Ontology annotation, biological process: translation.